AUGACGAAAAUCUCCUUUGCUUCAUCCUUUCUGCUGUUGCCCCUUCUGAUCAUUCUACUUUCGACCAUUCAUAAACCUACAACAUAUGCCGAGUGUACUCCACCGCCUUGCCAAGGAAAACAAAGUUGGCCAGAGCUCGUCGGGAAAGACCCAAACACGGCGUACAAUUGUAUAAGGCAUGAUAACCCCCAAGUGAAUAACAUCACAUUCUUGAUUUCUGAUGCUCUUCGUCCCAGGGCGGACAAUGGCAUGUGCUGCAACCAUGUGCUUUUGGUGAUUGGAAAUAUCCCCUCUGGUGGGGAUGGCAUCAUCAAGGUGCCACAUGUUGGAUAG
Triticum turgidum subsp. durum (durum wheat) is the source of this 333-nucleotide messenger RNA. The record is from the annotation of a GenBank genome assembly. Lineage: Eukaryota; Viridiplantae; Streptophyta; Magnoliopsida; Poales; Poaceae.